This is a messenger RNA of Peromyscus californicus insignis, 1693 nucleotides long. RefSeq names its product cilia and flagella associated protein 298 (gene Cfap298). Gene Ontology annotation, biological process: regulation of cilium movement. The record is from RefSeq and is a predicted model, not a curated record. The transcript has 7 exons. The coding region runs from base 606 to 1538 and encodes 310 amino acids. NCBI's taxonomy places the organism in Eukaryota, Metazoa, Chordata, Mammalia, Rodentia, Cricetidae.
AGGAGCAUCAGGGUUGACCCGGGAUGAAAGACCCAACAACUGGAAAAAUCCAGGCAAGUCUGGUACCCCCGACUCAGAAGUGGGCAGCGGGGAAGCCAAGUGCAGCCGAGCUAGGAUUUGACCAUCCAGGAAGUGCGAACUAUCUGGGCCGAACGGCAGUGGGAGGAGCCGAAAGACCCAGCGGGACCCUGGAAGGUUGCAAGGGUGGAGUGGUAGCCACGGGGAGGGGGUGUACAAGUGAAUACCCUGUUUGAGGAUUUCGGAGCUCGAGUCCUGGCUUUGAGACCGCCCAUCAAAAGUGGGAGACACUGGGAGAGCCUCGGUGGUGUUGUCUGUCUCCUAGGAAACACGUUAUAUUUGCAUCAUAGAGAACGCCUUAAGACCUGUUAUAUUUUUCCCUAAUUAAACUUAACUGCUUUCAUUACAGGCUCCAUAUUAGAUGACAUUUUAAAAGUAAAGCAUUUAGGGAGAGAAAAUUCCGGGUCUUCUUUAGCAUUGUAAAUUUAAAAAGUGUGGUGCAGAAUGUAAGGGUUGUGUGGGUGAAUUUAGAAUCCACAGAUGUACUCUACUCGGGCAGGUACCAGUGCUCUCUCUGCCUUAGGAAGAUGGGGGUGAGUCACACCAGCCCCUCUCCCAAGUGCAUAGUAUGGAAAUGGAAAGAGGCUGUAAACGUCCCAUCCGCUUACACCAUCUAUCCUGUCGUAUUGUAUUGUUGCAGGUCACAUCAUGUCUUCCCCAUAUUACGGAAACACACAGUUCUUAGUGUCUUCCUUAAGGAAGGGAAGGAAGAAAGGAGAAAGGAAGAGGUGGAGGAGCUAGCAGCGCACGGCGUGUUUCUGCCCCCCAAUAUGCAAGGGCUGACUGACGAGCAGAUUCAGGAGCUGAAGUUGAAGGAUGAGUGGGGCGAGAAGUGUGUGCCCAGUGGGGGUUCUGUGUUCCAGAAGGACGACAUCGGCCGGAGGAAUGGACAAGCUCCAAAUGAGAAGAUGAAGCAGGUUUUAAAGAAGACGGUAGAAGAAGCCAAAGCCACGGUAUCUAAGAAACAAGUGGAAGCUGGAGUCUUUGUUACCAUGGAGAUGGUGAAAGAUGCCCUGGACCAGCUUCGAGGUGCAGUGAUGAUCGUCUAUCCCAUGGGGCUGCCACCGUACGAUCCCAUCCGGAUGGAAUUUGAGAAUAAAGAAGAUCUGUCAGGAACUCAGGCAGCACUGGACGUCAUUCAGGAGUCGGAGGCACAGCUGUGGUGGGCCGCCAAGGAGCUGAGACGAACGAAGAAGCUUUCCGACUACGUGGGGAAAAAUGAGAAAACCAAAAUCAUCGUCAAGAUUCAGCAGAGGGGCCAGGGUGCACCAGCCCGGGAGCCGAUUAUCAGCAGUGAGGAGCAGAAGCAACUGAUGCUGUACUACCAUAGAAGACAGGAGGAGCUCAAGAAACUGGAAGAAAAUGACGAUGACUCCUGUUUAAACUCUCCAUGGGCUGAUAACACUGCGUUGAAAAGACAUUUUCAUGGGGUAAAAGACAUAAAGUGGAGACCCAGAUAAUGAGGCCCUCAGAGCCACCAGCCCCCUUCCCUGGGAAAAUAAUUAGAAUGCUAUAAAAGACAUGGACGUUUCUGUUUCCCAAUUUCCUUUAGUUUGGAUUUUUGAAAUAAGUCAUUCAUCGUUUAGAACUUAAUAAAUAUAUACUCAAAAGAAAA